Plectropomus leopardus (leopard coralgrouper) is the source of this 2063-nucleotide messenger RNA. RefSeq names its product alanine--glyoxylate aminotransferase 2, mitochondrial-like. Lineage: Eukaryota; Metazoa; Chordata; Actinopteri; Perciformes; Serranidae. Gene Ontology annotation, cellular component: mitochondrion. Gene Ontology annotation, molecular function: L-alanine:glyoxylate transaminase activity; pyridoxal phosphate binding. The record is from RefSeq and is a predicted model, not a curated record. Gene Ontology annotation, biological process: glyoxylate catabolic process.
UCAGGCACUUUAGAGGCAGGAAAGCCUGAAGUACGUCCGCUGCCGACCGUCAGACGGAGAGAGGAGUUAGAUAGCCGUGUUUUCUCUGUACCUGCUCAACAUGUUUAAAGUUGCUUCCUCUCUAAGUGGCCGCUGUGCAGCCUUGACAGGACAGUCCUGCUGUCGGCCCGCGACAGUUAGACUCCACUUGGCAAGUGGUGUAUUAUAUCAGAAAUCAGCCUUCAAACACCCUCCCACAGACAUCCCAGACAUGCCCCCCUGCCAUUUCAAACCAGACGAGUACACGGGUAUGUCCAAAGAGCAGAUGAUGAAGAUCCGCAAACAGAAUUGCAACCCCAUGAUCAUGAAGGUUACCUACUAUAAGAAACCGGUGUUCAUCCACCAGGGAUACAUGCAGUGGCUGUGGGAUGUGGACGGGAAGCGAUAUCUGGAUCUAUUUGCUGGAGUGGCGACUGUCAGUGUGGGCCACUGCCACCCGAAGGUGACAGCAGCCGCGGUGCAGCAGUUGAAGAGAUUGUGGCACACUACAAACAUCUACGCCUAUCCUACUCUACAUGAGUACUGUGAGAAACUAGCCUCCUACUUACCAGAUCCUCUUAAGGUAAUAUAUCUGACCAACAGUGGCUCAGAAGCCAAUGACCUGGCUAUGCUGAUGGCUCGACUCUACACAGGCAACUAUGACAUCAUCACUUUCAGAGGAUCAUACCACGGCGGCAGCCCGCAGACUAUGGGUCUUACUUCCAAUGCAGCGUAUAAAUACCCCAUUGCCAAUGGUUUAGGCUGCACGAAUACCAUGUGUCCUGAUGUGUUCAGAGGUCUGUGGGGAGGAAGCCACUGCAGGGACUCUCCUGUGCAGACCAUCAGAGAGUGUAGCUGUGCCCAAGGUCAUUGCAUGGCAAAUGAACAAUACAUCGGACAGCUCAAAGAGACGUUUGCUACCAGUGUCCCCAGUCGCAUUGCUGCUUUUUUUGGAGAGCCGAUUCAGGGAGUUGGAGGAGCUGUGCAGUACCCUAAAAACUACCUCAAGGAGGCUUACAAACUUGUAAGAGAGAGAGGAGGGGUCUGCAUUGCCGAUGAGGUCCAAACAGGAUUUGGGCGAACAGGAAGCCACUUCUGGGGUUUCCAAGGUCAUGACGUCAUUCCUGAUAUGGUCACAAUGGCGAAGGGCAUCGGUAAUGGAUUCCCAAUGGGAGCUGUUGUUACAACACCAGAAAUUGCAGCCUCUUUUGCGAAGGGAGUUCACUUCAACACCUUUGGAGGAAAUCCUGUGGCUUGUGCCGUUGCUUCAUCAGUGCUUGACACUAUCAAAGAAGACGGUGCUCAACAGGUCAGUCUCAAUGUGGGCACCUAUCUGAUGACCCAACUGGCAAAACUCAGAGACAAGUACGAGAUUAUCGGUGACGUUCGUGGAAAGGGUCUGCAGAUCGGUGUGGAAAUGGUCAAAGACAAGGCCAGCCGGGAGCCGCUGCCUCCUGAGGCAAUGAGUGAGAUCUUUGAGGAUGUCAAAGACAUGGGGAUCCUGAUAGGGAAAGGAGGAGUCUACGGACAGACCUUCCGCAUCAAACCGCCAAUGUGCAUCACAAUGGAAGACGCCGAUUUCUUCUUGGCAGUUUUUAACAAGUCCAUCCACAACUACAUGGAAAAAAGAUGAAAGUCACAUAUAAGUUCACUGGAUCACUUUAUGCCAAGGACCAAAUCUGGAAAAGCUCUCAGUUGCGAAUUGCAUUUUGUACAUCAUUUAAUAUGUUAAAUCAAUCAUUUUGACCUUCUGAUGAAGACUACCUCUGUUAUUGCCUUCGCAUAACAAUUGUAAAAGGGCACUUUUGAAACUAUGUUUACUGUAUUGUAAUCAGAAGUCUUAAUCCACUUAACAUACCUUACUAGUUAAAUGAGAAAAUAAUCUUGUUAACUGCCUUUUUAACAACGGACAUGAAAUUCAUUUUGCUUGUUUUGGAUCUGUUGAAUCGUGCUUGAAUAUACCGUAUGAUUGGAAUUUCUGAAUACAUGAUUUGUUGCAGAUUAUAGAUGUGAAUGUAUUCGUAUUAAAUGGAGCUUGAUGAACA